GCAGCUUCUCUCGCCGCCGCGCCCCCAGCUGCUCUGGUUACGGUUGGUGUUUGCGAAUUCUCUGCGGCACCUUCUUCGCUGAACUCCACCGUCAGUUCCAUAGGCGCGCGCCCGCGUCACGUGGGCCGAGGUUCCGGCGCGGCUGCUGGCCGGCGGCUGAGCCGGGAGAAAGGAGCUGCGGCCACCGUUCGCCCUACUUCUGCGCCUCGGGGCGGGCGCGCCGGUAAAAAUGGCGAAAUGGGGGUAGGCGGCGCUGGACCUGAAGAGAUGGGGCGCGCAGGUGGGGCGGUUGUCAGAGCCCCCUGACGUGGGCGCCGGGCUUUUAUCGGCGAUUUGAUCUGGCGACCUCGGGCCGGCGCCUAAGAGGUCAGACUGCGGAGCCUGCGGGUCGCCAGCGGCCCCGCCGAGAGCCGGAGGCAAUGGAUGAACAGAGCGUGGAGAGCAUUGCUGAGGUUUUCCGAUGUUUCAUUUGUAUGGAGAAAUUGCGGGAUGCACGCCUGUGUCCUCAUUGCUCCAAACUGUGUUGUUUCAGCUGUAUUAGGCGCUGGCUGACAGAGCAGAGAGCUCAAUGUCCUCAUUGCCGUGCUCCACUCCAGCUACGAGAACUAGUAAAUUGUCGUUGGGCAGAAGAAGUAACACAACAGCUUGAUACUCUUCAACUCUGCAGUCUCACCAAACAUGAAGAAAAUGAAAAGGACAAAUGUGAAAAUCACCAUGAAAAACUUAGUGUAUUUUGCUGGACUUGUAAGAAGUGUAUCUGCCAUCAGUGUGCACUUUGGGGAGGAAUGCAUGGCGGACAUACCUUUAAACCUUUGGCAGAAAUUUAUGAGCAACACGUCACUAAAGUGAAUGAAGAGGUAGCCAAACUUCGUCGGCGUCUCAUGGAACUGAUCAGCUUAGUUCAAGAAGUGGAAAGGAAUGUAGAAGCUGUAAGAAAUGCAAAAGAUGAGCGUGUUCGGGAAAUUAGGAAUGCAGUGGAGAUGAUGAUUGCACGGUUAGACACACAGCUGAAGAAUAAGCUUAUAACACUGAUGGGUCAGAAGACAUCUCUAACCCAAGAAACAGAGCUUUUGGAAUCCUUACUUCAGGAGGUGGAGCACCAGUUGCGGUCUUGUAGUAAGAGUGAGUUGAUAUCUAAGAGCUCAGAGAUCCUUAUGAUGUUUCAGCAAGUUCAUCGGAAGCCCAUGGCAUCUUUUGUUACCACUCCUGUUCCACCAGACUUUACCAGUGAAUUAGUGCCAUCUUACGAUUCAGCUACUUUUGUUUUAGAGAAUUUCAGCACUUUGCGUCAGAGAGCAGAUCCUGUUUACAGUCCACCUCUUCAAGUUUCAGGACUUUGCUGGAGGUUAAAAGUUUACCCAGAUGGAAAUGGAGUUGUGCGAGGUUACUACUUAUCUGUGUUUCUGGAGCUCUCAGCUGGCUUGCCUGAAACUUCUAAAUAUGAAUAUCGUGUAGAGAUGGUUCACCAGUCCUGUAAUGAUCCUACAAAAAAUAUCAUUCGAGAAUUUGCAUCUGACUUUGAAGUUGGAGAAUGCUGGGGCUAUAAUAGAUUUUUCCGUUUGGACUUACUCGCAAAUGAAGGAUACUUGAAUCCACAAAAUGAUACAGUGAUUUUAAGGUUUCAGGUACGUUCACCAACUUUCUUUCAAAAAUCCCGGGACCAGCAUUGGUACAUUACUCAGUUGGAAGCUGCACAGACUAGUUAUAUCCAACAAAUAAACAACCUUAAAGAGAGACUUACUAUUGAGCUGUCUCGAACUCAGAAGUCAAGAGAUUUGUCACCACCAGAUAACCAUCUUAGCCCCCAAAAUGAUGAUGCUCUGGAGACACGAGCUAAGAAGUCUGCAUGCUCUGACAUGCUUCUCGAAGGUGGUCCUACUACAGCUUCUGUAAGAGAGGCCAAAGAGGAUGAAGAAGAUGAGGAGAAGAUUCAGAAUGAAGAUUAUCAUCACGAGCUUUCAGAUGGAGAUCUGGAUCUGGAUCUUGUUUAUGAGGAUGAAGUAAAUCAGCUCGAUGGCAGCAGUUCCUCUGCUAGUUCCACAGCAACAAGUAAUACAGAAGAAAAUGAUAUUGAUGAAGAAACUAUGUCUGGAGAAAAUGAUGUGGAAUAUAACAACAUGGAAUUAGAAGAGGGAGAACUCAUGGAAGAUGCAGCUGCUGCAGGACCCGCAGGUAGUAGCCAUGGUUAUGUGGGUUCCAGUAGUAGAAUAUCAAGAAGAACACAUUUAUGCUCCGCUGCUACCAGUAGUUUACUAGACAUUGAUCCAUUAAUUUUAAUACAUUUGUUGGACCUUAAGGACCGGAGCAGUAUAGAAAAUUUGUGGGGCUUACAGCCUCGCCCACCUGCUUCACUUCUGCAGCCCACAGCAUCAUAUUCUCGAAAAGAUAAAGACCAAAGGAAGCAACAGGCAAUGUGGCGAGUGCCCUCUGAUUUAAAGAUGCUAAAAAGACUCAAAACUCAAAUGGCCGAAGUUCGAUGUAUGAAAACUGAUGUAAAGAAUACACUUUCAGAAAUAAAAAGCAGCAGUGCUGCUUCUGGAGACAUGCAGACAAGCCUUUUUUCUGCUGACCAGGCAGCUCUGGCUGCAUGUGGAACUGAAAACUCUGGCAGAUUGCAGGAUUUGGGAAUGGAACUCCUGGCAAAGUCAUCAGUUGCCAAUUGUUACAUACGAAACUCCACAAAUAAGAAGAGUAAUUCGCCCAAGCCAGCUCGAUCCAGUGUAGCAGGUAGUCUAUCACUUCGAAGAGCAGUGGACCCUGGAGAAAAUAGUCGUUCAAAGGGAGACUGUCAGACUCUGUCUGAAGGCUCCCCAGGAAGCUCUCAGUCUGGGAGCAGGCACAGUUCUCCCCGAGCCUUGAUACAUGGCAGUAUCGGUGAUAUUCUGCCAAAAACUGAAGACCGGCAGUGUAAAGCUUUGGAUUCAGAUGCUGUUGUGGUUGCAGUUUUCAGUGGCUUGCCUGCGGUUGAGAAAAGGAGGAAAAUGGUCACCUUGGGGGCUAAUGCUAAAGGAGGUCAUCUGGAAGGACUGCAGAUGACUGAUUUGGAAAAUAAUUCUGAAACUGGAGAGUUACAGCCUGUACUACCUGAAGGAGCUUCAGCUGCCCCUGAAGAAGGAAUGAGUAGCGACAGUGACAUUGAAUGUGACACUGAGAAUGAGGAGCAGGAAGAGCAUACCAGUGUGGGCGGGUUUCACGACUCCUUCAUGGUCAUGACACAGCCCCCGGAUGAAGAUACACAUUCCAGUUUUCCUGAUGGUGAACAAAUAGGCCCUGAAGAUCUCAGCUUCAAUACAGAUGAAAAUAGUGGAAGGCAACUGCCCCUCUCCAUUUGGUGCCACUUGGUUACUCUGCAACCUCAGCUUUCCAAUGGAUUCGAAAAAAUGUCCUAAUUUAUAGUUCAUCUGGCUCGUUUGCAUUGUAAGAGUAGAAGAAAUGCUCCUUCUACCCCUACAUCCCGGAGUGGAAGCUGGAAGUGCUGUGAUUUAAAAAUGUAUAUAUGUAAAACACACAUUUUAUUGAAUGUAAAACAUGAGUGUAAUUAAUCCUAAAACCAGAAUUCAGAAAAUGAGCCAUUUUUAAUUUUUUUAUCUAGUUUUUUAAAUGUUUGAAUUAUAAAGGUGAUAAGAUUAGAAAAAUUUGGGAAAUAGAAAACCCCAAGAGCUAUUUUCUUUUUUGCAUAUUCAUUUGAAUUUUUAUGUGGUAAUAUUUUUAGAUUUCUCCUCAUUCUACCUCUCAUUCUCACAUCUACCAAUACAUGCCUUCAUAGUCUAGAUUUAUAGAAGUUUUAGAACUCUGCUUAGGGAUGCUUAAGAGCAAAUGGUAAGAUUAGCCACAGUGUAGUUUGGGACAUCAGUAGUACGGGCUGCUCUCUUUCUAAAAUCCUUUUCUCUGGCUGGCAUGUUGACCGGGAGUCUCCCUUCCAUUCCUGCUCUGCAGACCCUGCGGGCCAGAGUCCUUGCCCGAGACCUUCAGGUCAGUCAGUGUCUCCUGGUGUGCAUUUGGGAAAGGCUGCUGCAUAGGCUCACCUCCCACUGGGUUUCAUUUGACCUAGUGAACCCGUAGCAACUCGAUUUGGCUUAAUUGGCCACCCCUAAUCCUGUAGCUGUCAUACUACUCAAUGUAAUGACUAGCAGGGACAACUUUUUCAUCAUCUUUAGUUAAACUCCAGUUACUCAUUUGGAAAAUGGUUUCCCCAAAUGUGUAUCAUUCUUGACAGUUUUUCACAUUUGUUUCCCUGGUCCUAAAGCAAGAUUAUAAAAAUCAAAUAGAACCUGUGUGUGAGGGCCCUUGUUUGCACAAUGAGGAGAGGACACACUUCAUCUGGAGGUUGCGUGACUGGGGCAGCAUCCUACAGCUCAGCAUAAGAGGCAGGCUCAACCAACUGCCCAGGGAAGAGCGCUUCUUACUAAACAUAUUCAACAGUUGGGGCUCUCAGAAAAGAAUGUGACUUGUUUUAAAUGUAAGUAAGGGAUCUUCCAUAAGGUUAUUCCUAGGCCAAGCAAAAGGAGGUUCCCUAAAGCACAAUAGAAAAAGUGUUCUUUACUAAUUGCUGUUAAGAUGACAGAUGGGGCUGGGCGUGGUGUCUCACACCUGUAAAUCCCAGCACUUGGGGAGGCCAAGGCAGGCAGAUCACUUGAGGUCAGGUGUUCAAGACCAGUCUGGCCAACAUGGCAAAACCCCGUCUCUACUAAAAACACAAAAGCCAGGCGUGGUGGCCGACGCCUGUAAUCCCAGCAUCCUGGGAGGCUGAGGCACAAGAAUUGCUUGAACCUGGGAGGCAGAGGUUGCAGUGAGCCGAGAUUGCACCACUGCACUCCAGCCAGGGUGACACAGCAGGACUCUUGUCUCAAAAAAGAAAAAAAAAAAAAAAAAAGACAGAUGGAAACUUGCAAUCAAAAAGAAAAUGAUGCACUUAGGGAGGCCGAGGUGGGAGGGUGGAUCAUCUGAGGUCAGGAGUUCGAGACCAGCCUGGCCAACAUGGUGAAACCCCACCUCCACUAAUAAUAAUAAAAUGAGCUGGGUGUGGUGGCGGGCGCCUGUAAUCCCAGCUACUUGGGAGAUUGAGGCAGGAAAAUCGCUUGAACCUGGGAGGCAGAGGUUGUGGUGAGCCAAGAUCACGUCACUGCACUCCGGCCUGGGUGACAGAAUGAAACUCCAUCUCAAAAGAAGGAAAGGAAAUGAUGCACACUGACAGCAACAGGGGGCGGGUGUGGGGGGGAAUGCUCAGUUAUGCAGCUUGUCAGUACAGACAGUUGUUUCUGAUAAUUUGGUAACUUGGGUAAAUUUCUAUGAUGUUCAAAUGAUUUUACUGUACCUAGUGGUUCCCUUCUGUCUUGCUGUGUGCUGCUCCUUCAGAAAGAGGUGUUCCUUUUGAUCUAAGUAAUACUAUAUUUUAGGGAAUUUUUUCAAGUGUAACACUUACUAAUCAAAAUGUUCCUUUUCUGUCAUUCCCUGCUUCAGUAAACCCCUUCAAAUAUGUCCUUCUUUCAAAACUUCACCUUUUUUUUCUCAAUUGUUCAUUUGGUUCUAUAUAAAGUCAUGCCAAGGACUGAAUGAAUUUAGGGAAUUAGGAGUUGAAGAUUUUUGAAACUAUGUAAAAUUAAUUGUAAAGGCCUUCUUUACUGGUAGGCAGGAGAACAGUGCAGUGUAUUGACAAGGUUGACUCGUUUGGAAGGUCAGUUCCCUCCCUUCAGAUGCAGGUGUCGUAAGUGACUUCCCUCCCCCACAUUGUCCUUUUUGUCUCUGUCUCCUUUUACUCACUUAUCAGCAGUCCUUGGGAGGCUUUCCACCACAGCUCAUCUGAUGAUUUCCUUACUUUCUUCUAGCUUGAAACUCAAAGAGGCUAAGCGAAAGGGGAAAGCUUGGUUAGAUGCAGAGUUCUAAGAAUGAAGUAGUUGGGAGAUUUGAUGACCACCGCUUAGUCCUUGGCAGGUCGGGUUCCUCUUUUCUUUUAGGAUUAUAACACCACUCCCUCUCCUCGCAGUUCAGCUAAUGAAGAGAACAUGUAUAAGGCUAAAUACCUCUCUUCUGGGGUAAAAUAAUGUUACAGCAGCAUUUAGCAAAUCUUCUUUUUAAAUGUUCCAAGCUUCCAAACUUAACGUCCAUCUCAGGAUUUUAUUUUCCAGUUCUGAAGAAAUCUGCACAAAUUUAAACAGUAAAUAACUUACCUUUCCUUUAAAUAAAAAGACAAAUGACUAGUGGUUUUUAAAUUGCCAGGUUUUAUUAAGAUAAUUGGCAAAAUUUCAACAUACACCUUACCUGAAUGAACACUUUUAAUAAAAUAUGAAGGAUCACUCAUGACUACAACUGAACUCAAAAGUGAGAUGUAGAGCAGAUUUGUAAAUUGAUAAAUUUAUUUGGUAAGAAAUUAUUCACUUCAUUCGCUUCACUCCAUAGAGAAUUCUUUGCAGAGAAAUGUUAUGAACAAGAGAACAAAGCCUGUCUCUCACCAAAGAGCACCUAGAGUAAGAGUUUACAAUGAUGUAUCUGGAUUAUCUAAUUCAUCAAAGUUUAUUUCCUUUUCAAAAACAACUGCUGUGUCAGUCUGGAGUUCCCUAUUUCAUGUUUUCUAAUUAUUACAAUAAAUAGUCUUCAAAAUAGAAGAUAAAA
Messenger RNA from Homo sapiens (human), 6609 nucleotides. It is a transcript of the gene TRIM37, whose product is annotated as tripartite motif containing 37. Gene Ontology annotation, cellular component: peroxisomal membrane; perinuclear region of cytoplasm; chromosome. The coding region runs from base 420 to 3389 and encodes 989 amino acids. The record is from RefSeq and is a predicted model, not a curated record. NCBI's taxonomy places the organism in Eukaryota, Metazoa, Chordata, Mammalia, Primates, Hominidae. Gene Ontology annotation, molecular function: chromatin binding; ubiquitin protein ligase activity; identical protein binding. The transcript is spliced from 25 exons. Gene Ontology annotation, biological process: protein ubiquitination; negative regulation of gene expression, epigenetic; positive regulation of DNA-templated transcription.